AUGGAAUGCAGAACUCUUAUGGUGCAAUUUGGUCAAGUAGGUUUGAAGCCUUCUCAAAUUAAAAAGGCUAUUAACGCAAUGAAAACUUCAGAUGAAGCCGAUGUUACUUCAAAGCAAUGUGCUGAUGUCUUAUCCGAGCAACGAAAACAGUAUAGGGGAAAGGAGUUUUAUGGACUUAUAAAGCAUUUCCAAGAUAAAGCAUUAGUGGAUAAUGACCAGUAUUUUGUUGUGGACUUGUGUGAUGAUGGUUCUCCUAGGAAUAUAUUUUGGGCUAAUGGAAGAUCAAGAGACGCCUAUACUAAGUUUGGAGAUGUUGUUGUGUUUGAUGUCACUUAUAUGACAAACAAAUACAAAAUGCCAUUUGCUCCCUUUAUAGGGGUUAAUCAUCAUCGGCAAUCUAUACUUUUUGGUGGAGCAUUGCUAGAAAACGAAAAAGAAGAAACAUUUGUAUGGUUAUUCGAGAAUUUCCUAACGUGUAGGUUUCACAAGCAUCCAAAGGCAAUCAUUACGGAUCAAGACAAAGCGAUCGGUAAUGCGAUAAAAAAAGUGUUUCCAAACACUCGACACCGCUUUUGUGAAUGGCAUAUUAAAAGGCACGAACCGGAACACAUUCGCCCAUUUGUUGCCCGUUAUAGUGAUUUUCAGGAAUCUUAUAGACAUUGGGUAAACAGUGACACCAUUGAAGAAUUUGAAAAAAAGUUUGAAGUUAUGCGUAGUAGGUAUAACCUGGAACAUAAUUGUUGGAUAAAUGAAAUGUAUAACCAACGGAUACAUUGGGCAAAACCUUUCUUCAAAGAUAUUUUCUUGGCCGUAGAGACUCGAAGGGCUGCCGAAGAAGAUGAAGACUUCAAGACUAUGAACUCGAGGGCAGUUCUUUCUUCUGUGCAUCCAAUCGAAGCAAAAGCAGGUGAGUGUUACACUAGAAAAGUUUUUGAGGUUUUUAAAAAUGAAUGGAUGGAAGCCACUAACAAUUUAAUUCAUGAGAUGUUAAGAAAAAGUAAAGAAGAAAUUAUAUACCGAGUUGGGCAACUUGACAUUGAUAAAACAUAUUGGCGAACUGUUACCUUCCGUUCUAUGAGUGAAAUGAAUGUCACAUGUUCAUGUGCUAAGUAUGAAAUAUGUGGGAUUUUAUGUAAGCAUUGCUUGUAUGUUAUGAAGAAGAGGCAUGUUGAAACACUUCCGAAUCACUAUAUUUUACCACGGUGGACCCUUAAUGCUAGGUAUAAGGUGGGUAAUAGUAGUAUCGGACUAGAGGAAAUGAAUAAUGAAAAUGGGGUGAGCGCAUUCACUUUGUGGUGUGUCCGUUUAAAUUUUACCAAAGUUAUUGAACAAGCAAAGGAAUCCCCUUUAAAAAUAGAUAAAGUCAAUACUGUAUUGAUAAAGCUUUUAGAUGAUCUAACAAUUCACGAAAAGCCUAAAGCAUUUGAAAAUGCAUCUCAAGGUUGUUCUACUGGAAUUUCACAAGUAGAUAUGAUGCCUCAAUUGUUUGUACGGGAUCCUAUUGGUCCAACUAAUACAAAAGGGCGGCCUAAAAAUGCUACAAGAAUUAAGUCUUCAUUAGAAAUGCCGAAGAAAAGAACUUGCUCUUACUGUCAAGGAUUGGGUCACUACGCCACUAGUUGUUCAAAAAGAAAGGCGGAUGAAUUGUUGCAAGAGAAACAAUGGUGA
Messenger RNA from Lactuca sativa (garden lettuce), 1668 nucleotides. The record is from RefSeq and is a predicted model, not a curated record. Lineage: Eukaryota; Viridiplantae; Streptophyta; Magnoliopsida; Asterales; Asteraceae.